AUGGUAAAGGGUGUGUUUGCAGCGAGAGGGUGCCCUUAUGGAUGGGUGCCUUAUGCUGAGUCUUGCUACUUGGGUCUGGAUGGAUCCAUGGAGGGCAACUGGAUCACUGCCGUGAUGCAGUGUAAUCGUAACAACGCAUCUAUAAUGCUCCCAAGCUCAGAUUGGGAAAAUAAAUUCAUACUUACUUCGUUUGAGCACCAUGGAGAUCCAGUCGGUGUUUGGAUCAAUUGUAAUGAUGCUGAAUUUGAAGGUGAAUGGAGCUGCUACGAGGAUGGUAAACCGACUGAAUAUCGGAAGUGGGAGCCAGACCAACCAUAUGACGAGAAGUGGCCAAGUGACCAGGAUUAUGGCUUCAUGAUAACCCGUGCUUACUAUGGGAAGAAUCCUGACGUACUUGGCUAUUGGGGUGAUGGGGAGGCAACAACUAAGAAGUAUAUCAUCUGUGAGCGUCGCCGUCAAGCCAGAUGUGGUUAA
Asterias rubens (European starfish) is the source of this 474-nucleotide messenger RNA. Its product is annotated as perlucin-like protein. The record is from RefSeq and is a predicted model, not a curated record. Bases 1 to 474 code for a protein of 157 amino acids. The transcript has a single exon. Lineage: Eukaryota; Metazoa; Echinodermata; Asteroidea; Forcipulatida; Asteriidae.